This is a messenger RNA of Penicillium argentinense, 378 nucleotides long. RefSeq lists its product as uncharacterized. The coding region runs from base 1 to 378 and encodes 125 amino acids. Gene Ontology annotation, biological process: secondary metabolite biosynthetic process. Gene Ontology annotation, molecular function: monooxygenase activity. The record is from RefSeq and is a predicted model, not a curated record. NCBI's taxonomy places the organism in Eukaryota, Fungi, Ascomycota, Eurotiomycetes, Eurotiales, Aspergillaceae. The transcript is spliced from 2 exons.
AUGGAUGGGAACCGUGGAAACAGCAAUGAGUCCUGGUCCAACUGGUUUGAGCCCGAAUUUGUUCUCCAGACUACGGCAACGAUUGAUGGCUGGCCAGAAUUCGCGAAUCGAUUGAUCAAGGAGACUAAAAAGGAUCAGAUCCACAACUUCAAACUCGUGUGGCGUGAGCCGCAACUUUGCUGGACUUCCCCGGGCGGACGAGUCGUGCAAAUUGACAAUACGGCGCACAUCUUCUUUCCAUCAUCCGGGAAUGGUGCCGCACUGGGUAUGGAAGAUGCUGUCUCUCUGGCAGCUUGCUUACAAAUUGCCAGGAAAGGGGAUGUGCCCUGGUCGACCCGUGUCCGUAAUAAACUCAAGUUGGUCGCGGUCUUUGAGUGA